CUGCGUGGCUGCCUGCCUGCCUGCCUGCCUACCUACCUACCUAGAGUGGGGCAGACUGCUCUAAAUAAAUCAUUUAUUGUUACGCCUGCACAAAAUGGACUUCAACAAUCUUAGACGCGCUUCAUCUGCUGGCUACCGGCUACCGCAACGAGGUCGAGGAAGCAGGCCGAUAGCAAAGCAAGCAUCCGCGGUCAAAAGUCUGCAGAGAGGAGAAGACCCGACGCACCCGACGCGGGAUGCAGACGCGAGUGAUCCGGUCCAACGAGAUCAAGCGUGGAAAGAAAUGGUGUGGAGUGAAAGGAGAGCAGUGCUAGAAUGGGACAAGAAUUGGAGUUUCCUGCGGAAUUAUGAUCAGAUGGGCGAGCUAAAGACAGAAGAACCUCCACCUGACAAUUCAUCGCUCUUCUCAGAUUGUGCCCCCAACACAACUAACCAAAUAUUUGGAAACCGAUUGUCGACACCGCUAGGACGUGAAGUGAUGAGACUAGACCGACUUUUAUCCUGGUCUGCAGGCCAUCACAAAUGCAAACCGGAUCCAGAGAUGAUGUCAUGCUAGAUAAGUCACUUCAUAUUUGCUCAUCUUGAUGCACGAGUUGAACAAGUUGGGCUAUUAUGAUCCUCACAAACAGUUGUGUUUUGCUAGCUUUUCAACUCGCCAUAACUGCUUUAUUGGUCAUCAGAAUGUCUUUAUUGCCACACAGCUACUCCUUCUCCAUGUGUGCCAAAUGUUGUUCUAGGCUUUGGCAUGUCUUAAGAAAUCCAGAGUUUCAAAUAAUGAUGAUUGUUUGUAUAGUAACAAGAGAUCGUUUCAGACACUUGUGUUUGUGUUUAUCCCAGUGCAUUGCAAUUGUCUAGUGUCACGCGUUGCAUUCCUCAUUUCUUUUCUGACAUUAAUUUGGCAUGGCCUGAAUUAAAUCAAUCAUAUAAUACA
Syngnathus acus (greater pipefish) is the source of this 931-nucleotide messenger RNA. It is a transcript of the gene cimip5, whose product is annotated as chromosome 22 C2orf50 homolog. Bases 95 to 556 code for a protein of 153 amino acids. The transcript is spliced from 3 exons. The record is from RefSeq and is a predicted model, not a curated record. NCBI's taxonomy places the organism in Eukaryota, Metazoa, Chordata, Actinopteri, Syngnathiformes, Syngnathidae.